AUGCCACGAAUACUGCCAAGAGAGCUCCUAGAGGCUCAACUUCACCAAGUUGAGCUACUCUUGGCGAUGUAUCCCGAUGAUGCUGAGAUUGAGGGUGCCUGUCAAAGCGCGCACCGAAACCUGGCAAGUUGGGUAGCUGGUGAUUCCGAUAUGCCCACGGACGUUCCUGAUCUCUUGUCCAUAUCUCUCAACCUUGACUUGUCGAAUGAUGUCGAGUUUGACGAGCAAAUGCAGGCACGAGCGAUCCCCCUGAGUAUCUCCAUCCCACUUCAAUAUGGAGGCGAUGAGAUCCCCGCGGAUGCGCCUGUCACCCGGGUCAGGAUAAAACAGCCGCCUUGGAUGAGCAAAGCCGAGCUUUCGAAACUCCAAGCAGAGUUGCCUGAUGAGGACCUGGACCUUGUUUUGGACCACAUCAGGCAGGCUUGCAUUGAAUACAUUGAGUCCAGUCGCAACGUCGCCCAGGUAGAGCCCCAGAGAGGACACGACGAGCCCCUGGUUCGAGUAUGGUUCUAUUUCCCGUCAAUCAGUACGCGCUCCAAGCGUGAUGACUUGAUUAACCAUGGACCCUCAUACGGCCUGACUGGAUUCCUUCUCGCGGGCAAGCCUGGCAUCCUUUGUCUGGAAGGGGGUUCGAGGAGUAUUGAUGAGUAUAUGAAGUUCAUCAAAACCGACAGCUGGGGCGAUAUCCCGGCCCACCACAAGAAGGUUAGCGAGCGCUACCGAGAGAUAUCAGAUGUCCAAAGAGUCUUCAAGGACAUCCAAGAGAUCACAGAUACAGUCGGCGAGAAAAGGGGCGAGAGAGCGAACCGGGGCGACAUGAAAGCGGUGGAAGCCUGGCUGGACGAGAGGGGACUGGGCGAUGCCUUCAAGAAGGUCUUAAUGUGA
Molecule: messenger RNA, 885 nt
Organism: Neoarthrinium moseri
Lineage: Eukaryota; Fungi; Ascomycota; Sordariomycetes; Amphisphaeriales; Apiosporaceae
Exons: 1
Coding region: 1-885 (294 amino acids)
Source: RefSeq, a predicted model, not a curated record